AUGCCUCUUUCUGACACAAGCUUGACGGUGUCUGACUUCGACCCUGAACACGAAGCAUUGGCCUCAACCCGAGAAAUUGGCAGCCCGCGACUUCCCAAAAUGCUGGAAGACGAUCUAGAAGAAAUGUACGAGGACAACACCGAACCCUCCAUCGAGAUGGGGCGCGCUCUCGGCAAGUCUGCGCGUAUCUUGGAGGACUCGCGAGGAGACUCUAUGAUGAGCUUCCCAGAAGAUAGUGUGCGAUCCACUUCUCCUGCCAUAAACAUCGAACAUCACACCCCAAAACAGCCCAAACGCGCUGCCAGCGAGAACCUGCGAAAAGAUGCCCAGUUGCGACGGGCCAACCAGGCACAGAAAGAACAUAUGAUGAGCCCCCGGGUUUCAAAACAGCGGGACCCACGUCGAACCCUCUCCGCCCAAGUCAACGACAAGCAUGAAGGUUCAUUCUUAGGAGAUGAACGCCCUGCUCCCGUUAAGACAAACAAGUCCCGAUCGACGCGUUUUAGCCACGCCAACCAGUCCCAAGAGAUUGCCGAGGCGAUUGAACGCGUUGCGCAACAAUCGUAUGUCAGAGAACUUCGCAAGAACAAUUCUGCAGGUACUCGCCAACCGGUUGCCAACGCAACACGCACCAACAACAUGGGUGAUACCAUGACCCGCAACUCCUUCCUCCUUCCCGACCUCCCUAAUAUCUCCGAGCUGGUUUCCGGUGUUUACGAAGACGGUACCCCAGUUUUCUCACACAGACGCUCAACUCGAUUUGUCUCUCCUCCCAAUGAUAAUGCUGAUAUAUCAUUUACUCGUGAACAUAUGCCCAUCGACGCUAUCCCUAUUCCAGAGGACGAAAAGGCUUUAUUUGUGUCCCUCCGACUUUUGCAGGACAAGGUUGCAGAACUAGAGAUGUUCAAGUCCGAUGCAGAGAGAAGGCUCCAGACCUUCCGCGAAGAGAACGCGGCACUCAAGGCGGGUAGAUCCCGGCCCUCUGAGAAGUACGCUGUGGAUGAUGGAGAGGGCAGAAAGGCCUCUAAGCGCGUGGCAAGCGAAAACCAAAAACUGGAAGCCGCGAACAUGGCCCUUCAAAAUCAACUUGACAUCGCGGACCGAAAGACUCAAGUCCAAGAAGCAGCAGUACGACGGCUGAAUCAAGAGAGAGAGUCAGCCAUCUCCCAGCUUGGUGUCGCCUACCUUGAAACGCGCGAGCUCAAGGCCGAUAACGAGGAGUUGAGGCGGGAGAAUGCGGAACUCAAGUCCCAGAUGAGUCAGUUGCUUAGCAAGAAAUCUCGCGAGCAAGAGACCGUGGUCUCAGAAGGAAGUGUUACCGGCUCCGAUGUCGACGACAGUCAAUUGUACACAGAGCGCAGCGCAGACAUGAGCCGCAGUACCAGGGAUAUUACCUCAAAGAGUGCUCGCUCCAACAAGGCUAGACACCAAGACGAUUCUCGUUCCAAGAUUUCCUCCCAAGUGGAAAAGGAAAUCUCCCGUCUGGAGAAGCAGCGUGCAGAAGAAGCCCUCUUUUCUAUCGACAUGCCUACUACUACCAAGCGUUCAUCCAGACCGAGCAAGCCCGAUGCCGCCCGUCAAUCGGAAUCAAGAAGUAUUAGAAAGCAGCCCAACACUAGCAAGCAACGGGUCAAGCGGGUUGUGGUCGAAGAUGUGACCGAGGCAGCUGAGCAGAGCAAGGUGUCUUCCCAGGUGGAAGAUCUUACCUUGCUCAGUAUCAUUGAUGAAAAUGAAAUUGCUCGUCUGCGUAAGACGCUGGAAGAAGAACGACUUUCGCGCAAGCAACGUCGAUCAAGCGCCUCAAAUGAUAACACUGCCGAGACUAUCAACACCACCGUCAACACUACCCGCCAGAGCAUCUUGAAGACACCAGCACUUAAAUCGUCUCUGCGUGAACCCAAAGCUCAAAUUCCCCGACCUGCAUCAGCACUUGGUGAUGUUACCACCAAAUCUGUAGCAACUUCAGAGGGCGAGAACAGCUUCGCUGUCCCUACAGCCGAGCGACCUAGACGCCAUUCCGACCAUUCUGUCACAUCGAUUUCCUCGCAGCGCAAGAAGCGUCGAAACAUUGAAGAUAUGACAUCCGCUUUUAUUCUUCCAGAUAUCACCUUAAGCCGUGUCGAGCUGGCUGCCAGUAAUCCGACUCGCCUCCCAGAAGCUGAUCAGCGAGCCUUGAACAACCUUGCGCACCACGAGGGCAAGAAUUGCAUCAUCUGCAAGAAUGUCCUCCCUAAUGAUACUUGCAACCACGAGCCUGUCAAGGUUCCCAAGCCCGUUCCAGUUUCCGAGCGCAUGCCAAAGCCAUCUCUGUACAAUGAGGAGCCUACUAUGCGCCCUUCCCAACCCCCGGCCGUUGCUCUUGCCAAUGUGCUUAAAAGUCUUGAGGAUGAAUUGGCCCACUUGAAGAUGCAACUUGCUACAUACCAAAGCGCAUACAACAACUUGGAUGCUUCGCUUGGCAAGAGGCAGCGCAAGGCUCUUCUGGAGAAGAUUGAGACUGUUUUGAGGGAUAUUGAUAUGAAAUCUGACCAAAUCUAUGCGCUCUACGAUGUUCUCGAGGGCCAAAAAGGCAGUCAUGAGAUGAUGACGGAGAAAGAAAUGGAGAUGACUUUAGAAUCGAUUGGCAUUGAUUUCGCCGCUGUACCGGAUGUUACUGGCACGACGAACAAGUCAUCGCGUUUGGCGGAGUCUGAUGAUGAAGAUGAAUUGCCCUGGGAAGGCAUUGAGAGCACUGCAGAGCUGACCGGACGUACUUGA
Penicillium verhagenii is the source of this 2757-nucleotide messenger RNA. RefSeq lists its product as uncharacterized. Lineage: Eukaryota; Fungi; Ascomycota; Eurotiomycetes; Eurotiales; Aspergillaceae. The transcript is spliced from 4 exons. The coding region runs from base 1 to 2757 and encodes 918 amino acids. Gene Ontology annotation, molecular function: microtubule binding. The record is from RefSeq and is a predicted model, not a curated record.